This is a messenger RNA of Lathyrus oleraceus (garden pea), 804 nucleotides long. RefSeq lists its product as uncharacterized. The record is from RefSeq and is a predicted model, not a curated record. NCBI's taxonomy places the organism in Eukaryota, Viridiplantae, Streptophyta, Magnoliopsida, Fabales, Fabaceae. Bases 1 to 804 code for a protein of 267 amino acids. The transcript is spliced from 2 exons.
AUGGACGAAUUUAUAGACUUGGCUGCUAUUCAUAUCUUCGUGACUCAGAAUCCUAUCCAUACUCUUCUUGCUGGGACUUACUACUCCAUCCAUGUGAGGACUCAGAAGAAGAAAGGGACUAUCGUCUGCUGUACCCCUUUGUUGUAUAGAUGGUUUAUUUCAUAUCUACCCAGCAAAGGCCCUUUUGUUAAGAACAAAGACAACUUGAAGUGGUCCCAAUGGAUCAUGUCCUUGAAAGCCGAAGACAUUUCUUGGUAUUCUCGAGUUUACGAUGGUGUCAAGCUUAUCCUCAACUGUGGGGAUUUUCCUAAUGUACCACUUCUUGGUACAAAAGGAGGAAUCAACUAUAACCCGAGAGCAGAGAUAGGUAAGAAGAAUUACAUCGCCAAGGAAGCUUACACCAGUUGGGUCAAAGACAAAAACAGCGAGAUUUUGUUGUCGUUCCCGCCUGAGUUGUCCAUGAAUGUCAAACCUUUUGAACCAGUGAACCAUCAAAAUUCUAAAGUUGAUGAAUUGAAGAAGGUUAUCAAGACCCUAGAGAAAGAGAAUGUUGAUCUGAAAUCCAGGCUUGGUAAGAUCUCUUUGGAGAAAGAAACCCUGAAGUUCAAUCUGAAUCAGAAGAGAGAUAGAGUUCGUCAAGCAGACGAUGAGGUGCAAACAAAGGUAUUCAAGAGACUCAAAGUGGGUGACACACUCAAAGGGACUUAUGCCAGUUUGGAAGCCAAAAAGAAGCAGUUAGCCGAGACUCAAUACCAAUCCAGCAAAGCGGAACUUGAACACAUGGAACAAACCAAGAAACUCUAA